CUGCGCAUUUGCAGCGCAGCUAUGCGCAAGCCACAACCGUCCCCUUGGUGACGAAACGGGAAUCUUUUUUUUUUCUCCUUGGUGAAACUUCCUGGGUCUACUUUCAUCAAGUUAGUUAUGAAAUCUUUCUUUCCGCGUUGCUGUUAGGAGAGGGGAUAUCAUUGAUAUUCGGUUUUAUCAUGCGGCAAACGUUAAAACAACCAGACCAAGUUUGUGAAUCCUGCGACGCUCGCUGAAGUUCAAACACCGAUCCGGCCGCUGUAACUACAAAUCCACCAUGGAAGAAGGGAAUAAGCCUCAGCGCAAGAUGUCCACGGCGGGGGACAGCCUGUACAAGAUCCUCGGCUUGCAGAAGGGAGCCACUGCGGACGAGAUUAAAAAGGCGUACCGGAAGCUGGCGCUUAGGCAUCACCCGGACAAGAACCCAGACAACCCGGAGGCGGCGGAGAAGUUCAAGGAGAUCAACAACGCCAACGCCAUCCUCAACGACGAGAACAAACGCAACAUCUACGACGAGUAUGGCUCCAUGGGGCUCUACGUGGCCGAGCAGUUCGGAGAGGAUAGUGUCAAGUACUACUUCCUGACGUCAAAGUGCUGGUUCAAGGCACUGGUGGUGUGCUGCAGCAUCUCCACCUGCUGCUGUUGCCUCUGCUGCUGCUGCUUCUGCUGCGGCCGCUGCGGCAAGAACCUGGAGGGGGACGGCGACCCCUACAUGGACCCAGAAGACCUGGAGGCCCAGAUCAGGGCCGAGCAGGACGCAGGCGAGAACACGCCAAUUGUCAUCCAGCCCCACGCGGCAAACGGCGGCAGUACCGAGUCCAUCGACAAGGACCAGGCCGUCUACCAGCUCACCAUCCCGGCUGAGGAAUGAGCGGGGACCCGGUGUCCGGGUCUUUCAAGGUCUUCAGGACUUUAUGACAGACCGUGGGGGGAACACCCCCACUGGAGCCACGCCCACAGUGGAUAAUGAAUAAAGUUGUGAAUGAGACCAGGGAGAGAAGAAAAAAAGAACGGAAAAGGCCUAAAAGAGGAUUUUUUUGGAUUUUUUUUACAGGAAUUAAACCGAAAUUAGAGGAUUUUCUUCGUUUCUUUUAUUUUUCCUGAAGCCAAAGUUUCACGAUUUAUUUCGUGAAACGUUCUUAUUUAUUUUUACAGAAUUGUUUUGGGCUCUUUCCUUUAGAUUUGUUGGAAUUGUGGAUGAAUACUUUGUUGCACUUCAAGGCGGAUUGGAGAGCGUUUGACCCGGCCAGCAUUGCCCCAACAGCCCGCGGUGUUGGUUUCUAAAGGUAAACGUUUGAAUCUCUGCUUACUGCUGCUGACGGUCGAGACCACAACUCGAAAACCGCUCGUUUCGAACGAAAAAAAAUCAUUUUCAGCAUGUAUCACGUCAUCACAAGCACCAUCAUAAACGUCUUCCGAUUGGCCGUUUGUGAACGAUGUAAACCAUGAGAGAAGCAUGGAAGGUCGGGACUAUAUUUGAUUCUUUGUUCCCCGGUGUGUAGGCACUGUAGAAUACUCCAGCAUCACGCCAAUAAGAAACUAAGAUGUGCUCAUUUGUUUUUUUCCGGGUGAAGUGCUGAGAAAACCACUGAUUCACGGGGUGGAGGGGGAUUUUAAAUGACGUAGAUGUACACGAAUCUUCCGUGUUUGACUUUGUUUUUAAUGUUAAAUCAGAAAUAGCCUAGCUACUGUAUAGGUGUAUUUGUAAUUUACAUUCCACCAAAUAUGAUUCCCCUUAUAAAAGUACCACUGAAAUGUAUAAAGUGUAUAUAUGAAAUGUUGAUACAUCUCUCUUUUCUGAACUGCAUUUCAAUUUUCAAUUAAAUUUUAAACUUCUCACGUCAA
Molecule: messenger RNA, 1845 nt
Organism: Gadus macrocephalus (Pacific cod)
Lineage: Eukaryota; Metazoa; Chordata; Actinopteri; Gadiformes; Gadidae
Gene: dnajc5gb
Product: DnaJ (Hsp40) homolog, subfamily C, member 5 gamma b
Exons: 5
Coding region: 278-871 (197 amino acids)
Source: RefSeq, a predicted model, not a curated record